Trichophyton rubrum CBS 118892 is the source of this 846-nucleotide messenger RNA. RefSeq lists its product as uncharacterized. The record is from RefSeq and is a predicted model, not a curated record. The coding region runs from base 1 to 846 and encodes 281 amino acids. The transcript has a single exon. NCBI's taxonomy places the organism in Eukaryota, Fungi, Ascomycota, Eurotiomycetes, Onygenales, Arthrodermataceae.
AUGACUGCUUAUGCUAUGGACUCGAGGGAGUCGGCAGACCUUCAAACUGAAGUCAACCAACUAUCUGAGAAGGAAGUAGAAAUUCUCAAAUCCUCCGCUGCAUCUGAUACAGAUGUGGAAGGCGAGGCACCACCUACAUAUUUAGAGUCCACAACGAUCACACUCCCUCGGGGUAUAAAUCAAGCUUUUACUCCCGGACGAUCGCUCUAUAUUAACUCUCGCGGAAUUGGCGUGAUUCGUUUCCCAACCCCGUCAUCGGAGUUAGAGAUCGCAAUCCACAACCAAGAUGGAUCAUUAGCCUAUGUGUCAACCAGGGACAAGCGCUGCUCAGGAGAUGCAGUUCUAUCAUCCCCAAAACUCGGCAAUUUACUCAGCACCACCUACUUCUUUGGGCCUGGUCGCCAUCCUGUCCUCCGUCAGCUAUAUCCAACACCAUUUAAUGGGGACAGUCCUGAUACAAACAAAGACAUCACCGUGGCUGGGAAGUUUAUCUCUCAAAGUACCGAUUUUGAAAUGCCAGACGGCUCAAAGUUUGAAUGGAGAUAUGUUCGACUAGGCUAUGAUGGGGGUGGUAGAAGCAAGCUGCUAGUCCUUGAGAAGAUUGAAUGUGAAGGAGAUGGAUCGCGCAAGAGAGUUGCGCAACUUCUUCGAACUAAAGAAACGAUUCCGCAAGGGAGUUCAAAGCAUAGAGCCGGGUGCGGCGGAGAGUUGGUCCUGGAGCAGGACGCCCACCUCGACAUUGACGAAGCUGUUAUUGUUGGAACCUGCCUGUUAAUGUUGAAAAGAGAGGUUGACCGCAGGAGAGCCAUCCAAAUGAUGGUCAUGACUGGUGUGGUUGCUAGCUAG